CGCCCUCCCGCGGGGCCGCCCGCCCGUCCUCGCCGUCCGGGGGGCACGGGCCGGGCGACCUUCGGCUCCCGGACUCCCGGGCUGCCACCAGCCUGCCGCUGCCGGAUCGCUGGGGAACCCGGCGACAGGGGGCGCCACGGAGCCGGGGGUAGACCGCGAGGCGCCGGCGGGAGCCUGCAGGCGGUGCUGCCCCACCUCCCACCUCCCCGCGCCCCGCCCCGAGGCUGGGGCUUUGGAGGAUGCAGCCGGAAAGCCUUUGGUAACAAACUGAGAAAAUGCAGAAGAUCUUGCAAGCAGAGGAAAUUACCAACACCCAAGCUCUUAGAAAAGGAAAGAGGAAAAGGACAGAGACAAUGGACUCGGAGAACGUCAACAGCGACGUGGAUAAAGGGCAGAGAGACCCUUACUCAGGCAAUGCCUUUCUGCCCGGGGAGAGCUCCAGUGAGGAGGAAGAGCCCUUAGCAGAACUGUCAAAGGAGGAAUUGUGCAUGAAAAUCAAAAGCCUGAAACAAAAACUAAGCAGCACCCGGAAGGAGAACAGCCGACUUCGACAGUCUUUGGUCAUGCUUCAAGUGUUACCACACGCUGUCACCCAGUUUGAAGAACUGGUUGGCAUGGCAGAGGCCCUGCUCAAGGGCGGAGGAACCCUGUCCACAUCUGCGUCCACCCUCUGGCGAGCUACAAAUAACGCCUCGCCCGAUUCAUUUGCCUCCACAUGCAGUAACUCCAAUUCUAACUCCAGUUCCCCGAUUUCGCUGAAGGCUGAAGAGGAACCUCACACUGAUGAGAAACAGUUCAAGAUUGAAAAAUGGCAGAUUGCCCGUUGUAACAAGAGCAAGCCUCAGAAGUUCAUUAAUGAUUUAAUGCAGGUGCUUUACACCAAUGAAUACAUGGCCACACACAGCCUGACGGGGGCCAAAUCCUCCACUUCAAGAGACAAGGCCGUGAAACCAGCCAUGAAUCAGAAUGAAGUCCAAGAAAUCAUAGGAGUCACAAAACAGUUAUUUCCCAACACAGAUGAUGUUUCAAUCAGGAGAAUGAUAGGGCAAAAGCUAAAUAACUGUACCAAGAAGCCAAAUCUAAGCAAAAAUCUGAACUCUCAGGAUAUUAAGUAGAUCCUUUUGGUAUUACAGGCCCCUGACACAAAGGCACCUUCAGCUGUCAAUCUCACCUUGGACUUUGUGGGAGACACUGUACCCUCCCAGGCAGUGAGCACAGAGACACGCACAGUGACAGGCUGGGAGACACCUGUGUCAUCGCUGGGCUGUCCUGACAGAGCACAGGCCUGCAAAAACCUGCAUGUGUACUGUACCCUCAGUACCAGUGAUGCUUCCAACUGGAGGGUUUCUAGCAGCCCCAAGAGCAUGCAGUAUGGUUUCUUGCAAAUACGCAUUUUUUCCUCCCCAAAAUGCCUCCCUGUACAGCUAUCUUAACAGGAUAAUCAGAGCUCUUAUCAUAGCAACAAAAACUCUAACCCAGAAGAUUCGUCAUUGUCCUAAUCAAUCCCUGUACAUUUUUUAAUACCAACGACUCCCCAUUUUCUUUUUGUUGGCUCUUUAGUAUAAGUACAUGCUUGGGAAAGUAAACAAUGAAAUAAUCAAUGUUCAAAAACGUGAGAGUAGCAAAAUCAGCCUAAAAGCUGAUAACCACGUUCUAACAAAGUAAUAGUGUUUUAGCAAUAAAAUUACAGGAUCAUUCUGUUACAUAAAAUUGUAUAAAGCAGGAAUCCGAAAAAUAAAUGAGAGCAACAAGAACUUUCUAUUUUAAUAUGAAGCUAUUUCACUGCACUCCUGAAAAAGAAGUCCAAGUUUUUGUGAUUGUUAAAAUAACGCAUCAGCUUUUUUAAAAAGUCUUUUUUAUGUUUCCUUGUUCACAUGCUUCUUUUUAUUGCCCCAAAGAGUAUGGAAUACAUGUGUGUAAUAUAAAACAUCAAUAUCAUCUGAAACCUUGUACAUACGUUAGAAAAUCUUAUGUUUUCAGGUUGGUUAUACUGCUACACUGCUUAGUUUUAACUGAUGUGUUUUCAUAGUACCAGAAGAGAAUAAGUGAAAACAAAAUCAUAUGGGUUUCCUAAUCACACACACAUACAAAUACCAUUUUGUAAAUGAAUGAAAGACAAAGCAUUCUUUAUCAACGUCUCUCCUUGGACAUCAGGGGGUCCCACGUGACAGCUCUGCAAAACCAGGCCGUGCAUCUUCAGUGCUCAAGGCCAUGCUCACACUGGAGGAGGGUGCAUGUGCUAGAACGUCCAGUGCUGUGGUCCCAGGAACAGUCGGUAAAAGUUGCUUGAUAACAAUGUGGUUGUACAAAAUAAAUAGUCUUCGGGAAACAGCUUGUGUUAACAUUUGCUACUUUUACUUAAAUAUAAGUAAAUCUCACUGAAAACAUAAAAA
Messenger RNA from Phacochoerus africanus (Common warthog), 2393 nucleotides. It is a transcript of the gene BEND6, whose product is annotated as BEN domain containing 6. Gene Ontology annotation, cellular component: nucleus. Gene Ontology annotation, molecular function: DNA binding; transcription corepressor activity. The transcript is spliced from 7 exons. Bases 276 to 1115 code for a protein of 279 amino acids. The record is from RefSeq and is a predicted model, not a curated record. Gene Ontology annotation, biological process: negative regulation of Notch signaling pathway; positive regulation of neuron differentiation. NCBI's taxonomy places the organism in Eukaryota, Metazoa, Chordata, Mammalia, Artiodactyla, Suidae.